Molecule: messenger RNA, 3328 nt
Organism: Lipotes vexillifer (Yangtze River dolphin)
Lineage: Eukaryota; Metazoa; Chordata; Mammalia; Artiodactyla; Lipotidae
Gene: TAB3
Product: TGF-beta activated kinase 1 (MAP3K7) binding protein 3
Exons: 7
Coding region: 91-2244 (717 amino acids)
Biological process (GO): positive regulation of canonical NF-kappaB signal transduction
Cellular component (GO): extracellular exosome
Molecular function (GO): ubiquitin binding
Source: RefSeq, a predicted model, not a curated record
AAAAUGACUGCAGUAUUGGAAGAUCAUUACUAUUGGAAGACCGAUUAGCAUCCAUUUCAUAAGAGAAGCUUGACCACCAUUUGCUCUGGCAUGGCGCAAAACAGUCCACAGCUUGAUACGCAGGUUCUCCAUGACCUCCGACAACGUUUCCCUGAGAUUCCGGAGGGUGUGGUGUCUCAGUGCAUGUUACAGAACAACAACAAUCUUGAAGCCUGUUGCCGCGUGCUUUCCCAGGAGAGUAGCAAAUACUUAUAUAUGGAAUACCACAGUCCAGAUGACAACAGGAUGAACAGAAAUCGCCUUUUGCAUAUUAACCUGGGUAUUCAUUCUCCUAGUAGCUACCACCCAGGAGAUGGAGUGCAACUUAACGGUGGUCGAACACUGGUACAUAGCUCAAGUGAUGGACAUAUUGAUCCACAGCAUGCAGCAGGCAAACAGCUGAUAUGUUUAGUUCAGGAACCACACUCAGCUCCAGCUGUUGUCGCUGCUACUCCCAACUACAAUCCAUUUUUUAUGAAUGAACAGAACAGAAGUGCAGCUACUCCUCCUUCACAGCCACCUCAACAGCCAUCUUCCAUUCAAACAGGAAUGAAUCCAUCUGCUAUGCAAGGGCCUUCACCACCACCACCGCCACCUCCCUCAUACAUGCACAUACCUCGGUAUAGUACAAAUCCAAUUACUGUUACAGUAUCCCAGAACCUCCCUUCUGGACAGACUGUACCAAGAGCUUUACAAAUUCUUCCACAAAUUCCAAGCAAUCUUUAUGGGUCUCCCGGUUCUAUCUAUAUUAGACAGACAUCUCAGAGUUCAUCAGGAAGACAAACUCCUCAGAGUACACCAUGGCAGUCCUCACCACAGGGCCCAGUGCCUCAUUAUAGCCAGCGUCCUUUACCUGUUUAUCCACAUCAACAGAACUAUCAACCUUCUCAGUAUUCUCCCAAACAACAGCAGAUCCCUCAACCUGCUUACCAUUCACCACCACCUUCUCAAUGUCCUUCACCCUUCAGCUCUCCACAGCAUCAAGUACAGCCAUCCCAGUUGGGCCACCCUAGUUCUCAUGUCUUUAUGCCACCUAGUCCUUCAACUACUCCACCCCAUCCAUAUCAACAAGGACCUCCUAGCUAUCAGAAACAGGGAAGUCAUUCAGUAGCCUAUCUCCCAUAUACACCAUCUAGCUUACCCAAAGGAUCCAUGAAGAAGAUAGAAAUUACAGUCGAACCCUCUCAGAGAUCUGGGACAGCAAUUAAUAGGAGUCCUUCACCUAUCAGUAAUCAGCCAUCUCCACGGAAUCAGCACUCAUUGUACACAGCCACCACGCCACCUUCAAGUUCUCCUUCAAGAGGGAUAUCCAGUCAACCAAAACCUCCAUUUAGUGUCAAUCCUGUGUAUAUUACAUAUACACAGCCAACUGGACCUUCUUGCGCUCCAUCACCAUCUCCUCGGAUGAUACCAAACCCAACUACAGUUUUUAAAAUUACUGUAGGCCGAGCAACAACUGAAAAUCUUUUAAAUUUAGUGGACCAAGAAGAACGUUCUGCAGCCCCAGAACCUAUUCAGCCCAUUUCAGUGAUACCAGGCUCGGGGGGAGAAAAGGGAAGCCAUAAAUAUCAGAGAAGUUCUAGUUCUGGAUCAGAUGACUACGCCUAUACACAAGCCUUGCUGUUACAUCAGCGAGCAAGGAUGGAGAGGUUAGCAAAGCAAUUGAAACUUGAGAAAGAGGAGCUAGAGCAAUUGAAGGCUGAAGUUAACAGUAUGGAGCAUGACCUGAUGCAGAGACGGCUCAGAAGGGUCAGCUGCACCACUGCGAUCCCAACGCCUGAGGAAAUGACAAGAUUGAGAAGCAUGAACAGACAACUCCAGAUAAAUGUUGACUGUACACUGAAAGAAGUUGACCUCCUUCAAUCUAGAGGUAACUUUGAUCCAAAAGCUAUGAAUAAUUUUUAUGACAACAUAGAACCUGGUCCAGUUGUACCACCCAAGCCACCUAAAAAAGACUCAUCAGACACCUGCACAGUUGAGAGGAAAGCCCGAAGAAUUAGCGUGACCUCCAGAGUACAGGAGGAUAUCCGUGACACCCAGGCAGCAGCUGCAGAUGAGCAUCCAGGUAGCUCCAAACAGAGUCCUCGGACACAACCCCGAGAUGAAGACUAUGAAGGGGCUCCAUGGAAUUGUGAUAGCUGCACCUUUCUGAACCACCCCGCACUAAAUCGCUGUGAGCAGUGUGAGAUGCCACGGUACACUUGAAUUCCCAAGAGUCUGCACUAGGUUGAGAGUGAAGCUUUGAGCGCCCAUUAGAAAAAAAGGAAACCUGGGGAAUCUGUUCAUCUGCCCAGCCUUUUCAUUUCAGAUAACAUGGUGGGGGGGAGGGUGACAAUGCAGCCGCUUGUGCUCAAUAAAGGAAAAAUGGGGAGGGUUUUUUCCCCCUUUCUUUUAACUCAUUGCCGAGUUACAGAUAGAAAGGGAUACUUGAAAUGGGGAAAGGAUUCACUCCUGAAAGAAUGUACACAGAGAAGUCAAGAGCUCUUCUGUGCAACCCCAAUUGUUAAAGUUACUGCUGUUAAAGUUACUUAUAAAAUAAGUUACUUAUUUUAUGAACCAGAACUUUGAUUCAUGAUGUGACAUGUUACAGUUUAUGCAGACAAACUGUGAAUUGCCAGAGCAGACAUACCUGGUCACAAGCUCUCUGGAAAACCCCAGGCUCCCCAGGCUUCUUCCUGUUGCUUCCUACCGAAGAGAAGGACAGGGAAAAGCAAGCAGAGGAUGUUUCUCUGCGGGGGGCAAAAUAACAAGGGUAUUUGUAAUUGCUGCUUUCUUCAGGGGUAAUUUCAAACACACAAACAAAAUGUUUUAAAAUGUGAUUUGUAGCAGUCAGGAAUUAGGCAUAUCGUGCCCUUUGUUCGAAAGUACAAUCAGAGGUAAUAAGAUCCCUUUUGCUUGUACAGUGAUUCAUCAAGCUAUACCAACACUGGUAACUAAGACCUAAUUACGCCGCAUAAUAGAUAUAUUUUUUAAGUUACUGCAUGCUUUUAUUAGGCCACUGGUUUUUAAAAUAGCCAAGUCCUUACAAAUUAGGAUUUUAUGAAUGACCUUCUCGUAAAACUGCGCUUCGCCAAUAGCACAGUGAAUGUAUGCUGAAUGUAAAUCCAUUCCAAAAUCCACUUGGAAUCUUGAGCUCAGCUGUGGUUCUUUAAGAAAUGUUUGCAGUCCCUAGAGCCGUUUUCCCCCUCCUUCCAAUUUGUGAUGAGUCCAUGAUGUUUACAGCACAGAUAAUACUUUGUGCCAUAAUCCUAAUUUAGUGGAAAAAAAUUAAUAUUAGUUGUUCAAUAAA